AUGCUAACUGCUGCAGAGCGUAUGUCGAAAGUGGUGAACUGGCAGCAGGUAGCGAUCGUGUCAGUAGUCCUGAUCGCCACCGUUGUAAUCACAAGCCAGUGCUACACAGCUUCUUGGAAUGACGGUCCAAGCCGACCAACUGACGACUGCACUAGCUCUUCCAUUGACCAGCAAGACUCUAGAAAAUCCUCGAGAUUCCACAUUCAGGACUACGGCCUCCAGGGACCCAUUCCCUGGACGUACAUCCGACCGACCGUCCGCGAUGAAUUUACUGUCAACGGCUCGAUCAGGGCCGUUAAAUAUUUCCAUGGGACGGAUAUGGGUGACUCUGGAGCGAAGGCGGUCGUCUGGCCGACCGGGCAGAUUGACCGGAAAAAGAGAAUGGCGGAGGCGAGAAUCCCUAGAGUUUCUAAGUACGGCGAGAAUGCAACUCUAUCUUUCUACGAGGCAUUGGAUAAGUACCCAGUCGAACGGAAAUCGGUGCUAGUGAUAGGGAGUCAAACCCCUUGGCUUGAGGGAAUUCUCUUGGCGUAUAAAGCUGGAUCGAUCACGACCGUUGAUUUCAACAGACCCGCUGCAGACUAUCCCGGACUGAGGCUGUGGAAUAUUGCUGAGCUGGACGCCUCAGAUGAGUCCUUUGACGUGGUAGCUUCGUAUUCGUCGCUGGAGCACGAUGGGCUGGGGAGAUAUGGCGAUCCGCUAAACCCGGAUGGAGAUCGGCUGAGAAUGAUGAAGAUCAGGGGCCUGUUGAAGCCAGGAGGGCUCUUCUUCCUGGGGGUGCCAGUGGGGAACGACACGCUGGUGUUCAAUGCACAUCGGGUGUACGGUCCCAUCCGCAUGCCACUGCUGCUCAACGGCUGGAAGCUGCUGGAUGUGUUUGGCGUGUCCAGUCUCGAAGCAGCUUAUAGGGAGAACCUGAAUGCAACAAUCUUACAGCCGGUCAUGGUGUUGAGGUAG
Closterium sp. Naga37s-1 is the source of this 957-nucleotide messenger RNA. NCBI's taxonomy places the organism in Eukaryota, Viridiplantae, Streptophyta, Zygnematophyceae, Desmidiales, Closteriaceae. The record is from the annotation of a GenBank genome assembly.